Panicum hallii is the source of this 3319-nucleotide messenger RNA. RefSeq names its product COP9 signalosome complex subunit 2. Gene Ontology annotation, biological process: protein deneddylation. The record is from RefSeq and is a predicted model, not a curated record. The transcript has 10 exons. Lineage: Eukaryota; Viridiplantae; Streptophyta; Magnoliopsida; Poales; Poaceae. Gene Ontology annotation, cellular component: COP9 signalosome. Bases 1879 to 3030 code for a protein of 383 amino acids.
UCACUAUUCUGAUUCAUUUGCUUUUGCUGUUUCUGUUGCAAUAUGAAUGCCAGUAUGAAUGCUAAAGCAUAUUGACCAUCUUGGUGAAUACUGAGUAAGCCCACCUAAUAUAGGAUCUAACCUAACUGUUCUCAUUAAGAUUUAGGAAUCUCAAAUGUUCACAUAUGGAUAUGUUUUGGAUACUUACAUAUGCAAAUCGCUCCUCACUAAAAUUCUCUUUACUUCAGGCCUGUGCCUGAAAUUUAGGAUCUAAGGGGAGCCAUAGAAUAUUUAUGUCCUCGUAUGAUCUUUACCAGGAUGUCUCCAAUAUAUCUUAUGGGCCAAAUCAAUAUUUAGCAAUACAGAGUGCUACCUGUUCCUGCCUCAUGAUUUUAGUGGCUGUUGCGAUUUUUCAUGAUGAAGAAUGUAAAUCUCAAAGACAUGUAUGGUAACCUGAAUGGUGCGAGCUGAUAUUCGGCAGUGCACAUUUUACUACGAGAAUAAAAAUUUUACUAAGCUGGAUGGACUGAUGAACCAGAUACAUGGUCAGGACUUAUAGAACAGGGUUUAAACCUUCCUUUAACUCAUGUUUAUAUUCAUUGUGGUGGAUUUGGGUCAGUUGCGGGUCAUUUUUUUAUAUCAGUUUAAGCUGCCUCAAUCUCAAGCUGUUUAACAUUGGUUGCAUGAAAAACAUCUCCAUAGCAAGAAAGAAAAGAAAAGGAGAAAAAGAAAGGCUGAAACGUAGAAACUGAUUUGAAAUCGCUUAGGUGCCAGUAGAACCCUGGUAAUGAAGGGUUUUUAGAUUUGUCUGGUUGGCAAAAUAUCUUCGUAGUUGCUUAUUGAUCAACUGCCUGAACGUUUCCCUGUUUCAACAUGUUCCACGCCGAUAAUGGGUAAAUCUUGGUCAAAACAUGAUUCAUGAACACUACUAUGUGUUGCACCUUGUUCUAAAUUUCUAGUGAAGUUAAAAAAGUCGAUUCUUUAACCUCAGUGGCUACUUUAUACCUGUAUAACUAAAGAAUCACACUUUCUUCAGCCAUAGUUUUUUUAUGAAACUAAUUGUAUUUAUUGUUAUUCUACUGUCAUUCUUUUGAAAACUGUACAGCGGGGGAAGCCCCCGCUGUGGUAGGGUGUAUAUAUAUAAAGAAAAGUAACUGUACAAAAGUCCGCCAACCACAAAGGGCUGAGGAGCCAGCAAAGGAGAGAGAUCCUUAGAGAAAACUCUGAGAAAGUAGAAAUCAGCUAAGGUGGACACUAUCAGCCCAGCUAAGAAAGGCCUGCCGUUUGUCUUCCUUGAUUCUGUGAGCUUGAAGUCUUGCCUCGUCUAUAAAAUUUGAAAACCAGCCUCCAACUGUUGUUCUUUUCCCUUCAAAGAUUAGAUUGUUCCUUUGCUUCCAGAUGUGCCAGGUGGCUAUUAUGAAUACUUCCAUGAAGAACCAGUGUUGAAAGUCCUGUCUAGCUCUCUUCAUCAUUUGGAAGAAAUGUAGGUUGUCCCUCCGAAUUAUGUUUAUUGCCUGCCAGCAGGAUUUACUGAAGGUGCAAGAGAAGAAGAGAUGGAAGGCUGUCUCUUCUAUAUUGCCAUUGCAUAAAACACAAUUGUAAUUAUUUCCUUCAAUAUGGAAGUUCCUUCUUUUGAGCAAGUUUCUGGUAUUCAAUCUAUCCAUGAGCAGCAACCAUGAGAAGGUUUUAAGUUUGUUGCUGCAUCUUGAUUGCCAAAUCCAUAAGAAUGGUGAUGGAGGUCUGAUGCUUUUGAAAGGGAGGUUGUAGAACUGUUUUGGAGAGUACCUGUUGGAGCCCCAGAUAUAUUGCCAACAAUCUGCUUCAUUGUUUUGGAUUUGUAUUCCUUGAAUAAUAGCUUGCAGGUCUUGUAAUUCUUGAAAGGCCUCAGCUGAAAGGGAUAUGGAACUUUUCAAGGGAUUUAAAGCUCUUAAACAAACUGUCAAGCUUUACUAUAAGCUGGGGAAAUACAAAGAGAUGAUGGAUGCCUACAGGGAGAUGUUAACAUACAUAAAAUCUGCUGUGACCCGAAACUACAGUGAGAAAUGUAUAAACAACAUAAUGGAUUUUGUUUCUGGAUCAGCUAGUCAGAACUUUUCUCUUUUACAAGAGUUCUACCAGACAACACUGAAAGCUCUUGAAGAAGCAAAAAAUGAGAGAUUAUGGUUCAAGACAAACCUGAAGCUUUGCAAAAUUUGGUUUGAUAUGGGGGAGUAUGGCCGCAUGAGCAAGAUACUGAAGGAGCUGCAUAAAUCUUGUCAAAGGGAAGAUGGUUCUGAUGACCAAAAGAAAGGCACACAGCUUUUGGAAGUCUAUGCUAUUGAAAUCCAAAUGUACACUGAAACAAAGAAUAAUAAAAAACUUAAGGAAUUGUAUCAGAGGGCUCUUUCCAUCAAAUCAGCAAUACCUCAUCCAAGAAUCAUGGGUAUAAUUCGUGAAUGUGGUGGUAAGAUGCACAUGGCUGAGAGGCAGUGGGCAGAAGCUGCUACUGAUUUCUUUGAAGCUUUCAAGAACUACGAUGAAGCAGGCAAUCCGCGGAGAAUUCAAUGCCUCAAAUAUCUCGUCCUUGCCAAUAUGUUGAUGGAAUCUGAAGUGAAUCCGUUUGAUGGACAAGAGGCCAAACCGUACAAAAAUGAUCCUGAAAUCCUUGCAAUGACAAACUUGAUUGCAGCGUACCAGAAGAAUGACAUCAUGGAAUUUGAAAAGAUCCUAAAGAGUAAUAGAAGGACAAUAAUGGAUGAUCCUUUCAUCCGGAACUAUAUUGAGGACCUAUUGAAGAACAUCAGAACUCAAGUCCUGCUCAAGCUUAUUAAGCCAUAUACACGGAUCAGGAUACCAUUCAUUUCACAGGAACUCAAUGUCCCCGAAAAGGAUGUCGAGCAGCUGUUGGUAUCUCUGAUUCUGGACAACCGGAUCCAGGGCCACAUAGAUCAGGUGAACAAGCUGCUAGAACGUGGAGACAGGUCCAAGGGGAUGCGGAAGUACAAUGCCAUCGACAAGUGGAAUAGCCAGCUUAAGUCUAUCUACCAAACGGUUUCCAACAGAGUUGGGUGAGAUGGCUUCUUGCGGUCGGGUGCUUUGCACUUAUGAGAUAUGUUGAUAGCCUGUUUUGGAGAUCUGAGGGCAAAUGCAUAUUGUUUUGUGACGCUUGAGAUAGAAUGUUGGAUCUGGGUGACGCGAAAUGCCGAUGUAAUUGAGAGCUUGAACUGAACCCAGUGGUCCAAGCCAAUUGCCAGAGGGGAAAAACGUUUCCAUCUGGUUGCCUUAGCAACUUUUGUUGUGCUUACUGCCUUCGAAUCCUUUACAUGCCGGAACCUGCUGGGAGGCAGCUGCACUUGAACAA